CGGUUCGAGGCCAAACAUAGCUUUUUUAAGCAGGUUGUUAGGCACAUACAUAAUUUCAGAAAUGUAACAUUUACACUGGCAAACAAGCAUCAGCUAAUGGUUGCUUAUAAUUUGCUUCGCCCUGACAAUGAGAAGUCUUCAUUGGAAGUUUUGCAAACCUCAAGAGUCUCAAUUGAUAUCCUUCAUGAUGAUGUUGUGAACUCGCUUGUACAGAAGCACCCAGAAAUCUCUGAAAUAAACCUGGCCCAAAGUGUCACUGUCAAUGGUAUCAGAUAUAAAAAGGGCAUGAUAGUUGUACAUGGAUCCUGUGGUGGUCUUCCAGGAUUUUCAGAAAUAAUGCAGUUGUGCAUUAUUAAAGACGAGUUGACUUUUAUUGUUAAAAAACUCAACUCCUAUUAUAGAGAACAUUAUCGAGCCUUUGAGUUGCAUCCAACAAGAGAGUUUGCAGCAGUUGAUCAGAAGGAACUUGCUGACCACUAUCCAUUGGCUGAAUACAAAGUUGGAUCACUACGAAUGGUAACCUUAAAAAGAUUUGUACAUGUUGCUGAAUGAAAACAAGAUGGCUGCAACUUUAAGAAUCAUUCUUGGAGAGGACAACGCAUCGAAAUUAUCUCUUCCCAAUGGGAUACCCAGUUCACUAGAGUACCUCAAGGAAGAAAUUAGAAGGCAGUUUGGUUUGACUGGAAACUUCAGGCUUCAGUACAGAGACAUUGAAUUUGACAACGAGUUUGUGAACUUGACACUGCCUUCAGAAAUCAAAGACAAGUCCACAGUUAAAGUUGUUUACUUGCCAGUUGAGUCGGAUGAAGUCUCUCUCAAUGCCACACCCCGGGAAAGAGAUGACUGUUCCACCCCAUGUUCACUAGCUGAUACAGACAUUCUUUCUUCUGCUGAAUCUACCUCCUCAGAUUCUUCACUGAGAUCACAACCAUGGCCCUUGAAAUUCCAAAUACCUGAGUUUAGUUAUGAGGUGCAGUUUCAGUUAGAACAAGGAAACCAAGCCUUCCUUAACAAUGGUACUCUUCUGCAUCCAAGUACCAAACUCAAAUCUGAUAUAUUGCAAAGUUUGGCAUCAGAAAUGGCCAAAUACAAAAUCUAUCCUUCCAGCGCAGAAUUUGAUAAUGUAGCGGAGGCCCUGAUAACAAAAUAUCCAUGCUUAAAGGAGCAAGGUUCAGUCACUGGCUAUUAUGGAUGGAAAAUCAGCCUGAAAUACAAAAUGGCAAACUAUCGAACCAGACUAAGGAACAUCGGCUGCCAAGAGCUGACCAUUAAUUCAGUGAAAGAAAAGCGAAGUGUCAUGGGUCCAGGUCCCAACCAGGUGAAGAAGCCAAGGAAGGCAGAAGUCAACUUCUGUCCGGAUUAUCCACCAGGUGAAACUAAAGAGAGCCUUGAGGAAGAAAGGAAAGCUCUUCUACUAGAGGUCAAAAAGAAGAAUAAUGAUCAACUAAUAAAAAGAAAAAUGGAAAAAAACCUUUGCCUACCGAACACAGGAAAUCAUCAAAGACAUGCCAUUCAUUGCAGAGGUCAAAAACAGAUGGCCUGCCCUGUUUUCAGAGACUGAGGUUGUUGCAGAGUUCACCCACAUCACCAUGGUCCCUUUGUUGUCGACUUUCAUGGCCAAGCUGGACCGCUAUGCUGACCACCUUCUUAGAGUGUUCAAAAAGAAGGGGGGGACAGCUAAACGCAAUAUCAACUUAAUCAUGGCAGCCAUGGAUGGGAAUCCCAGUGUUGAUGUUCGACGGGAGUGCAUUCUGAAAGCUGUCUGUGUCUACUUAAAUGAAAAGCCAGAUGACCUGUUCAAGGAAUUCUUGGAUGUGGAUCUUGGUGCAAGCAGAGAAACGGAGCAGCUGACUUUGGGAGUCUAUGUUGUCAGACAUGAAGGAGCAGACUCUGCAGAUACACCUGAGGACAUUGGUGUCAUCAUAGAAGGAUGCACUGUGCUGCAAGCUCUUAGUGAUGUGGCAAAGGGGUGUGCCCUCCUGCUUGGACUAAUCUACAGUCUAAAUCUGAGCUACCCAAAGCACCCGAAAUACACAUUUGAAUUUCUUCAGAAGGUGCUGAUGGAGUUGGAUGGGAACAACCUAUCCAUGAAGGUGCAGGUUCUGAAAAACAAACUGCUUGAGUGAAACAGCCUGCACUGAACUAUAGAGGACACUGAACUUUAAGGUUCUCGAACCCUUCUCCUUGCACUUCAUAAACUGUUCAGUUUGAAUUGCUGCAAGAACUUCUGCAAGCCUUUCACUUUUCUGCGUUCUUUGUUCUUGAACCUUUACCAACAUCCAACUACACUGAAAAAGACUGCUCCUAACUUUGGACUUCAGUUUAAGUUUUGAAGCAAAGGUUAUUUUUCUAAAUAUGGACAAAAAUGACACUAAAGUAAUUUCUGCCUGCUGUUUGCAGGGCUGUAUUGUGGGAUUUUCAUUGUAGCCCAGUCAAGUUUAAAAUAAGUCAUGUUAAUGUUAAAAAUGUUGGAAUCACAACACUUCCCAGUUUUAAUCAUUUAUGUAUCUUGUCUUUCUGCACUUAUAAUGCACUUGAAUAUAUGUAAAGAUUGUUUAUGAAAAAAGAUCUAAAAGCAUUUGAAUUACUCAAAGUGUUUACACACAAGUUUUACACAGUGUUA
Messenger RNA from Oreochromis aureus, 2623 nucleotides. RefSeq lists its product as uncharacterized. Lineage: Eukaryota; Metazoa; Chordata; Actinopteri; Cichliformes; Cichlidae. The coding region runs from base 1506 to 2126 and encodes 206 amino acids. The transcript has 5 exons. The record is from RefSeq and is a predicted model, not a curated record.